Molecule: messenger RNA, 1548 nt
Organism: Trichomycterus rosablanca
Lineage: Eukaryota; Metazoa; Chordata; Actinopteri; Siluriformes; Trichomycteridae
Exons: 2
Coding region: 297-1472 (391 amino acids)
Molecular function (GO): catalytic activity
Source: RefSeq, a predicted model, not a curated record
UAACUUUGAUUAUUAACAUUGCUAGAAUUGAAGUAGCAUUUAAGUAGCAUUUAACUAUUGUUAAAAAAUAGUCUGAUGCAAUAAUCUGUGUUUUGCUGAUUGGUUAAAGUGGCUUCAGGUGCCUUUUGUUAGAGGCCUAGGUGUGAAUUGAGGGGCAGGGCUAAGCUUAGUAUAAAAUUAAAUCUCCGCUACAGACUGGUCUUCUCUAUCACUAGGUUUUUUCUACUAAUCUAAACUAACUUGGGUAAGUACUAUCAGUCUCUGACAUUGUUUAAUCCAUCAAACUUUUUCUCAGCAUGUGCUACUCAAUUAUUCCUGUGCUUAUAUCUCACAGACCCUGCAGACAUCAGAGGGCACAUUAUAGGAACAGCAACGCCAGCAACCUCAUCUACCCCCAACUGUUGCAACAGUCUCAAACAGUGGUGGUAGGUGGGGUCUGGAACUGUCAAUCAGCCGUCCAGAAAGCUGACUUUAUCUCAGCUUUUGCACUUUCUCACAGCCUUGACUUCCUGGCACUGACUGAGACAUGGAUCACCACCGAGAACUCAGCAACACCAGCAGCCUUAUCCUCUGCCUACACCUUCUCUCAUACACCGAGAGGAUCUGGUAGGGGUGGUGGUACAGGUUUGCUCCUGACCAGGAAAUGGCAAUUCACUACUGUGAAUGUUUCUCACCUUAACAUUUCAUCUUUUGAAUUUCAUGCUAUUACUGUUACUUUUCCGAUUACUCUUCAUAUCAUUGUCAUCUACAGACCACCUGGCGCACUGGGAGACUUCAUAGAAGAGCUGGAUGUUCUUCUGAGUUUCUUCCCUUCAGAUGGAACUCCUCUAACUCUUCUUGGUGACUUUAAUCUCCCUACACUUCAGUCCUCCUGCCUUCUUCCUCUUCUUUCAUCUUUCGACCUCCUCUUUAACCACAGCCCUCCGACACACAAAGGAGGCAAUCUUCUGGACCUGGUCUUCAGCCGUCCAGCUUCUGCUCUGGACCUCACUGUCACCCCACUCCACCUCUCUGACCAUCACUUUGUGUCCUUCUCUCUCUGUCUCCCAACUCUUCCUACCUCCAACCACACUUUCACCCUUACAACACGCCCCAAUCUUCACUCUUUAUCUUCCUCCCUGCUAAUCUCCAACAUCCUAACUUCACUACCUAACCCUGACAUGCUUGCUACCCUUCCACUCAACUCCGCAACUAAUACUCUACUCUCUUCUCUUUCAACAUCCCUCGAUCAGCUCUGUCCUCCUACCCUCAAACGAGGAAAACCUUCUCACCCAGCUCCUUGGCUUUCAGAUGCACUGCGCAGCAACAGAAGAGAAUUAAGGGCAGCUGAGAGAAAGUGGAGGAAAUCUAAGCUCAGUGUUGAUCUCCACUCCUACCACGAUCUGCUGUCCAGGUUCUCAUCUGACGUGACUGCUGCAAAAACAUCUUUUUACAAAGCCAAGCUUGAACAAUCUGCUGCUGACCCACAAUGACCUCCACGAUCCGUACCAGUCUGGCUUCAAGGCAGCGCAUUCUACGGAAACAGCACUUGUAGCUGUUACUGAGAAG